AUGGCUUCUUCACCGGAGUGUAUAACCUGGAUGGUUGUAGGCCUGACUGAAUCUGUCGUCAUAAUAACACUGAAUUCUUUGACAGUGAUUGCAUUUUGUAGAGAUCGUAAUCUUUGUAAACGAUCCACAUACUUGGUGAUAAACUUGGCAGUUGCAGACAUGUUAUCCGGGGGAACUUCUCCACUCGACCUCUUCUAUAAUGUUGGAGCGAUAUGUAACUUCUGGAGGCUCAAAACUGUGUCUUGUUAUCAGAUACCACAGGUCUUACUCCUCUGGUUCCUAUUGACUUCUCGGAUGGCCUCUUCACCGGAGUGUAUAACAUGGAUGGUUGUGGGCCUGACUGAAUCUGUCACCAAAAUAGCUUUGAAUUCUUUGACAGUGAUUGCAUUUUGUAGAGACCGUAAUCUUCGUAAAAGGUCAACGUACUUGGUGAUAAGCUUAGCAGUUGCAGACAUGUUAUCCGGGGGAAUUUCUCCAGUCUACCUUUUCUAUAAUGUUGGGGUGAUGUGCAACUUCUGGAGGUACAAUUCAAAACAUUGGCAUAAGAUACCAGUGGUCUUAAUCAUCUGGUUUCUCGUUUGUUCUUUAACAAAUAUGACUGUUAUUCCUAUAGAACGCUUGAAUGCAACGUUUUGGCCUUUCAGACAUCGUAUGAUCAAAAAGUCAGUCUACUGGGUUCUUAUAAUCGCCAUCUGGUUGACAGCAUUACUCUUUUCAUGUGCGUUAGAAAUGAUGAUUUACUAUAGACGUGAAUGGGACUAUUAUUUAUACACUUGGAGUUCAUUAAUGUCAAUUUGUCUUUUGGUCAUUUGUGUUUCUUACGUCUUUAUUGUUGUCAAGUUUCGCCCGGUAAAUCAGCCUCGACACCACGGAGCGGCAAAUAGGGAAAGGAAACUAACCUUGACGGUGUUCACCGUGACAUCUCUCUCUCUCCUAUUUUGGCUGCCUUAUAUCAUAACUUUUUUUCGGUUUUUUCCCACUAACAUUUUAAGUUCCUUGUCUGAAAUAGCGCUUUUCCGUUUGUACUCUGUUUCAAUCUUCUUGCUUUACGCAAACUCUUUCUUAAAUCCGAUAUUGUAUACUAUGAGAAUGCCAGGUUUUAGGCGAGCUCUAAAAAUGUUAUGUCGCCAACGACCCCAGACACACAGACAGGUUGAGAUCAUUCCCCUCCCUGAGAUUAACUCACAAACUUGA
This is a messenger RNA of Pocillopora verrucosa, 1194 nucleotides long. Lineage: Eukaryota; Metazoa; Cnidaria; Anthozoa; Scleractinia; Pocilloporidae. The record is from RefSeq and is a predicted model, not a curated record.